AUGACACAAGAUCCUGGGCUGGAGGCCUGGGAAUCCUGCUCAGAGCUGCGACUCUGCUGGCGACUCCCAGGCAUGAGGAUCCUGCCUGUCCUCUGUGCUCUGCUCCUCCUGAUGCUCCAGGGAGUGACAGGGCUGUCCCCGGUUCGAGCAUCAGCCCAGGACUGCGAGCGCCGAGGGGGAUUCUGCUCCCGCCGCUCCUGCCCGCCGGGCAUUGGCCGCGUCGGCCUCUGCUCCGAGCAGGAAUACUGCUGUCGGAUGGAAGGGUAG
Cinclus cinclus is the source of this 267-nucleotide messenger RNA. RefSeq names its product gallinacin-5-like. The coding region runs from base 1 to 267 and encodes 88 amino acids. Gene Ontology annotation, biological process: defense response. The transcript is spliced from 4 exons. The record is from RefSeq and is a predicted model, not a curated record. NCBI's taxonomy places the organism in Eukaryota, Metazoa, Chordata, Aves, Passeriformes, Cinclidae. Gene Ontology annotation, cellular component: extracellular region.